AUGAGUUGGAUAGCUAGAAAGUCUAAUAUCCAAGGUGAUAUUUGGCCCGGACUGCCCAAAAGAUUCCAAACAUUUCUGUUUUUUAAGAUCAAGAAACCAGACGAGUUCAAGCAGCGGCUGCGAUCUUUUGCGAAGAAUAUCACGACUGCAAAUGAUGUAUGUGUUAUGAAGGACCAGAUCAGCGCGGCGAAACUUGAAGCUCAAAAGUUGCGUCAAUCGGCCAAGACUCUAGCCUUGCCAGGUGUCAAUAUUGCAUUUGCCUCGACUGGUCUAGCAGCUCUGGGUAAAUUCUCCUUUAAAGAUGCUGAGGUGAAGCGAAAUCAAGAGUUUUACACAAAAUUCAAGAAUAAUCAACUUCGUGGUGGUUUGUUCAGGAAGGGCAUGUAUGACGACCUCGUAAAUGAGGGCUGGGACAACCCCGAGGAGAUUCGAGAUGAAUAUUCCCCAUCAAAGCAUUGGAUCGAUGGAGUAUUUUUGGUCACAGCCAGCCUCCAGGGCGCUUUGGAGAACCAGGUAAAUCGUGUUAAAGAACAUUUUCUCAAGGUGGAUGGCCGUGGUGAUGCCAAUAACUAUGAAAUCAGUAAUGACCCAGCGAUUGAGUUCAUAUUUGAUAAACAAGGCAAAACUCGUCCGGAAAAGGGCAAAGAGCACUUUGGGUUUGAGGAUGGAAUCAGUCAACCGCUUAUCGAAGGCCUGGAUGAAGUGACACCCAAAGACAAGGAGCCCAAGUCUGUGAAGUCAGGAUUAAUCUUCGCGAAGCACCCUGGUGAUAAAAUGAAGCAGCCAGAUUGGGCGGAAGACGGGAGUUUCCUCGUUUUCCGAGAUCUGCAACAACUUGUUCCGGAGUUCGACAAAUGGUUAGAAGAUAACAAAGAGCAUGCGCCAAAUGCUAAGAUGUCUGAGGACCCGAAAGAGAAGCUUGCUGCAUACCUGAUGGGCCGAUGGAAGAAUGGUACCCCCGUCGAUGAAAACCCCCAUGACGAUAAAGAUAAGAACCUUUUCCGUUCCAACAACUUUGACUUCCAUCCCAUCGAAAACCACGAUAAGUGUCCCUUUGCAGCCCAUAUCCGAAAGAUGCGACCUCGUGGAGACUUAGACCAUGAUCAUACUGUCAUCAUCCGUCGCAGCAUUUCUUAUGGAGAUGAAGUAACACCAAAAGAAGAGCUCGAACAAAAAUCGGAUGAUAAGAAACAACGUGGUCUUCUGUUUGUCUGCUAUCAGAGCGAUAUCCGCGAGGGAUUCAACUUCUUAACUACUCGCUGGGCAAGCAGUCACCACUUUCCGGAUGGCAAGGGUAAAUUUGUCGGUGAACAUGGCCCUGGCAUUGAUGCGAUUGUGGGUCAACGACAGGCUUGCCAUCCACCUCGUUCUAUCGGGUUACCAGAUGGUAAGGUUCCUACGGAGGCUCGCCUUCAGCUCGAACAAUGGGUAAUUCACAGAGGUGGUGAAUACUUCUUCUCGCCGAGUAUCAAGGCCCUCGAAGGAUAUUUGACCGAUGGUCCUGAUUAUCCGCCUGAGAUUACAGCUCCACGACCAUUAAUAUAA
This is a messenger RNA of Sclerotinia sclerotiorum 1980 UF-70, 1545 nucleotides long. RefSeq lists its product as hypothetical. The record is from RefSeq and is a predicted model, not a curated record. Gene Ontology annotation, cellular component: cytosol. The transcript has 7 exons. Bases 1 to 1545 code for a protein of 514 amino acids. Gene Ontology annotation, molecular function: peroxidase activity; heme binding. NCBI's taxonomy places the organism in Eukaryota, Fungi, Ascomycota, Leotiomycetes, Helotiales, Sclerotiniaceae.